GAUUAUAUGAAAGGAAGGAAACUCUGGGGAAUUAAUGCCAUUUGCUUUUUCUAGUAGGAAUCCCCACUCAACUAUACUCACUGUUCUAUAUCUUUUACUGUUUCUUCCAGAGACAGGGGAGAGAUCAAGCAGCCCACACACUGUGCAGUGUGUGCGGAGGGGUGAUGCCUCGAGAACGCAUCACCGGACGACAAAAACCCACUGCAAGACGCAGUGCCAGAAUAGAGCUGCUUUGGCUCGAGAGCUGGUUUAUUAUAGUUUCUAGGGAAAGCGGAUGGAUCGUCCCUACGAAUCCCCAAACAUAGUUCUUAUCAUGUCGGAAUCCUCCUGAUCAUUUUUGCUUGCGUACAGGGACCAUGUAGUGGAGAGAAAAAGGGGAUCUCCACCGGUGGAGAGAUCUGGGGAUGCAUGGACACGGUUAUGGGUGAUUAAUGCAAUUUUGCAGCUGCAAAACAAGACUGGAUAUGCACACAAAAAGUGGGAAUAAGUGAGUUUCGUGGCACACAGGAUGGACACUGCAGAGGUAAUUCUCUCUGUGUUGGUGGUUGUGAUUAUUAUAGUGUCGUUGCUGUCCAACGUCCUGGUGCUGAUCUGCUUUCUGUACAACCCAGAGAUCCGCAAGCAGGUCCCAGGUCUGUUCAACCUCAACCUCACCUUCUGCAACUUGUUGCUGACUGUGUCCAACAUGCCGCUCACUUUGGUGGGACUUAUCAGUAAUGCUCAGCCGGGAGGAGACAGAUUUUGCCAGAUCGUGGGCUUCCUGGAGACCUUCCUGUCCACCAACUCAAUGCUGAGCAUGGCAGCUCUUAGCAUCGACAGGUGGAUCGCGGUGGUGUUCCCCCUGAGGUACCACUCCAAAAUGCGCCAUAAAGAUGCGGCUUUUGUGCUCGGGUACACGUGGGCACACUCCAUGUCCUUCUCCACGGUGGCCACCUGCCUCUCCUGGGUGGGAUACCACCGGCUUUACGCGUCCUGCACCCUGUCCAACUCGAGUGCGAGCAGUCCGACCCAGUUUGUUAUCUUCACCGUCUUCUUUCACUCCUUCACCUUUCUCCUGUCUUUUAUAGUGCUGUGUGUCACAUACCUCAAGGUGCUUAAAGUGGCAAGGUUUCAUUGUAAGAGGAUCGACGUUAUUACAAUGCAAACUUUGGUGCUGCUGGUGGAUAUACACCCGAGUGUUCGCCAGCGUUGCCUGGAGGAGCAGAAGAGGCGACGACAGAGAGCAACAAGGAAGAUCAGCACCUUCAUCGGCACCUUCAUGCUCUGUUUCGCUCCUUAUGUGAUCACAAGGAUCGUGGAGUUAUUUCCAGCGGUGCCUAUCAACCCCCACUGGGGAAUUGUCUCCAAGUGCUUAACUUACAGCAAGGCAGCCUGCGACCCCUUCGUGUACUCACUGCUCCGACACCAGUACAAGAAGACAUGCACUGACAUCAUCAACAGGCUGCUGAAGCGUAGCUCCUUGAACACGUCCGGGCGCAGGCAUGAGAACCAAGGCAACAACAUACCGACGGCAGAAUGACAGGGAGGGGACUGAUGGAAUACAGGAUGUGGUUGACCAGGCAACUGUCAGUAAAAUAUGAAGCUGAUUUAUCGUUGACAAAGAAGAGAACAAAUAUUGGUUGUUCCUGUCCAUGUCUCCUUGAAUUUGGUCUGGCAUGCCCAAAAAAGAAAAAAGUCACUACAGACAAGGGCACAUCGCUGCACAGGAAUACCACUGUGCUUGCAUACUGAGUGCCCAGAACAACAGAUCAGUGCAGUGAACUUGUUGUGAGGACAAUAACCAACGGCAGAUUUCGCAUCCACCUGGAGAGACAGAUGUGCUCAGCCAAGAAGAAAUGCCAGUUCAUAGCGUCAUUAUUUUAACUAGGUUAACUUUGAGUCUGAUAGGAUAUUUAUUUUGAAUUUUUGUCUGUUGACAUUUCUGUAGUAUAUAUUUACAUUAUCUUGUUAAAAAAGGAUAAGGAACGGCUGUAUGUCUGUUUUAGUCUGUGUAAAGAGACAAGUUGAUAUGUCCACACUGUUUGUAGCACUGAAAACUAGCCUAACCAAAACUUGAUACAAAACCAAAUCCCCUAAUUGUCAUACAGAUGAAAACAUCCAGCAGACAGUGCCGCUGCAGAAUUCGGCUCAGGUUAUUUCAGACUUGAUGGGGUAAAACACUCUCCCAAUUAAAAAGAUUUUAGGGUCCUUUUAUUUUUGUAGUAAAUUGCCUUGUAGUGUAAAUGCCAGCGAAAAAAGAAGAUUAUGUGUUUUUUGUGUUUCAUGUGUGUAAACACAUUGCCUUCAUUUGUGCUUUCAGCACCCAUUUUGAAGGACAUACUGACCCAGUCAAGCAGUGUUUUAAUGGGUAAAAUGGGCCUUCAAGCUGGCCACCUUUGCUGUCAUGACUGACAUAUGCCCCUUGGGUUGUUUAGCCAAGUAGAGUGUGAUUGACUGUACUUUACUGGGGUUUGCACUUAUAGAAUGGAGUAAGACAGUGCUUUAUGCUUUCUCACACAUUUGGGCAAGAUGGACAGGAAAGAACAAUGUACAUGAUAGCUUUAUUUUCCUGUACUUAUCAGAGUGAUUACAUGUAAACUAAUGACAUCAUGUGCUAUUUGCAAAUGCAAACAAUUCUUGAAACAAAGCAGCUCUGAAAGCAGAAAUAAUCUUUUUAAAGAAAUAGUCUCAGCUUUAUGUUUCUAAACAUCUAAUGCACACUGAAUGUGAAACAUUGAUAUUUCUGACAGCAUCUUGAAGGCACCACCAAAUAUUUAUUUAGCUAACAAUUUAUUAAACAUGCUAAAACUAGUUAAAUGCUAGUCAGACCCAAUUAAUCAAGAGAAUUUGCUUGUUUUUGGGCCCUAAACUAUGAUCAUCAUCAUGAGCAUUUAGGCUAUACAUACUAUAGGAUGAUAUGACUACUAUGAAUGUGGAGAGUCAGUUACGAUAACUAUCUUAGAUUUCCUCAGUAUGGCUAGAUUACAAUAUUUAAAAUAUUAGUGCAAGGAUUAGAUUUUAUAAUAUUAACCGUCUCUGAUCCAAUAGUUUCUACCUCAAGAGGUGACUCGUGACUUUUCAAUGUGGUAGGACAUGUCUCAAACU
Molecule: messenger RNA, 3084 nt
Organism: Micropterus salmoides (largemouth bass)
Lineage: Eukaryota; Metazoa; Chordata; Actinopteri; Centrarchiformes; Centrarchidae
Product: G-protein coupled receptor 26-like
Exons: 3
Coding region: 509-1519 (336 amino acids)
Biological process (GO): adenylate cyclase-activating G protein-coupled receptor signaling pathway
Cellular component (GO): membrane
Molecular function (GO): G protein-coupled receptor activity
Source: RefSeq, a predicted model, not a curated record